Messenger RNA from Lathyrus sativus (Indian pea), 609 nucleotides. NCBI's taxonomy places the organism in Eukaryota, Viridiplantae, Streptophyta, Magnoliopsida, Fabales, Fabaceae. The record is from the annotation of a GenBank genome assembly.
AUGAUUACGAAAACAAAACAUGCACAUAAAGAGAAGACAGUUAGAGAUUGCAAUUCAAAGUUACCAUUGGUCAGUGAUGCUGCUAAAGCAGAAUUGGACAGUGUUGAAGAGACUAAUAUUCCACAUAAAAAAAUUAUAGAUUGUUUGACCUCUUGCAUCCAAGUAGCACAUAUAAAUGAUAUUCUUCAAAAGCAAAAGGACCUAAUGCACAUCUAUGCUGCAUUCCUAUUACCUGAAUAUAAAUGGACAGUCAAAACUACUGCAUUUUUAUCCAUCAAAGAACUUUGUUCAAGGCUCCACAAUGUCAUAAAGGACUCCCAGGGAAGUAAUGAACAUGCCAGUGUAACUUCCCUUGUUCAGGAGAUGUUUCAUUCUAUAUCCCCGAAGGUUCUACAUUGCAUAAGCACAAUAAAAAUCACUCAGGUUCAUGUUUCUGCCUCAGAAUGCCUUCUGGAAAUCAUGAAACUCUCUGUGGCAGUGCCUUCAGUAAUUGCAAUUAAUGAAGAAUUCAAAGAAGAACUCCUUCAUCAGUAUGAAAUAGAGAAGAAUGAAGGGGAAAAAUCAUUAUUAAGAAUGUGCGUAAACAUUCUUCAAGACUGGAAACGAUAG